Messenger RNA from Loa loa (African eye worm), 659 nucleotides. RefSeq lists its product as hypothetical. The record is from RefSeq and is a predicted model, not a curated record. The annotation marks the transcript as partial. The transcript has 4 exons. NCBI's taxonomy places the organism in Eukaryota, Metazoa, Nematoda, Chromadorea, Rhabditida, Onchocercidae.
AUGAAUGUUAUUGUAAGCAAAACAGCAAUUGAUGAUUUGAGGAACGAUAUGGAUAAUGGAACGUUAACGCUGGUGGUUGUGAACCAUGAUUUGUAUAUAUACGGUUACUUGAUUAUUGGCCCAAUGCUGGUGUUGGUUAACACUCCGAUCUUUCUGCUUGUGAUGAUACGUAAAGCAUUCAGAGAACGCUAUCUGGUUCUUGCAAUUAUCUUUCUGAACGGUGGAUUAACCGGAAUAAGUGCAAUACUAAUGGGAAUGAAACGAUGGAUUAUUUCUGCUGCUGAAGAACUAUACAUUGCUCAUUACGACUGCGUGCUCAAUGUGCCAAUCUUUCUUCUAUCAAUGUUUUUUCUGGAUGGAUGGGGUUUGCUAAUGAACAGCGCGGAAAGGCUCACUGUUGUAGCAUUCCCGUUGUUUUAUUAUACUCACAGUAAACGAAUAGCUUACUCAUUAAUUGUCACACAAUACGCAAUUACUAUAAUUGCGAUAACUUUUACCGCUAUGGAGAGUUUAAUUGAACCGAUUCGAUAUGUAUCUCAUUUCUGUUUACUGAAGGACGUUUAUAACCCUUAUUUUUAUCUCACUUUAACGUUAUUGAGCUCCAUUGCUUCAUUAUUUAGUAUUAUUCUGAUGGUUAUUGUUGUCGCCAUGUUGAAAAG